This is a messenger RNA of Lentinula edodes (shiitake mushroom), 1122 nucleotides long. Its product is annotated as CrcB-like protein-domain-containing protein. The transcript has 4 exons. Gene Ontology annotation, biological process: fluoride transmembrane transport. Gene Ontology annotation, cellular component: membrane. The record is from RefSeq and is a predicted model, not a curated record. Lineage: Eukaryota; Fungi; Basidiomycota; Agaricomycetes; Agaricales; Omphalotaceae. The coding region runs from base 1 to 1122 and encodes 373 amino acids. Gene Ontology annotation, molecular function: fluoride transmembrane transporter activity.
AUGUUUCCUCUCAGGACACUGGGCAAAAAGCAUGAGGGCGGAUUGUCCUCGAGGCGAAACUCACAUAGAGAAAUCCAUACAUCUGUACACGAUGUUGGAUCAGAAGUCUCUAUUGCAUCUGUAGACCAACCACCUCCCAGCCGGCAGAGCAGCCAUCAUGAUCAUGAACUCCACCGGUCACGAACAUACCAUCCGUUUGCGCCUCAUGUCCUGAUUCUUCUCAUGCCUGCUUCGAUUUUCGGAGUUUUAGCGAGAUUGGGAUUGGUGGCGCUGACUACUUAUAAUGGCCAGAGUAUCUUUCCUUUGGCAUAUGUGCAAGGCUUAGGAUGCUUCGUAAUGGGCUUUGGAUUGGAGCUGAAGGAACCAUUGGGUAACUUCUAUCCUCCAUUGUAUACUGCGAUAACUACAGGCUUCUGCGGUUCCCUUACAACGUUCUCAAGCUGGCAACUAGAUGUUUUUAACUCUUGGUUGAACAGUGAAGAUGCUGAACAUGCUGGGCUCCGUACUUUCCUGGACGGUCUCGGGAAAACAGUCUUCACACUGGCGAUUUCCUUAUCAUCUGUCCUCUUUGGCUCGUAUAUGGCUCGAGUAAUCUAUCCUUUCCUACCGACACUUCAACCUCCUUCUCGAACUGUGCGGUAUAUAAUAUCCAUUCUAUCUGUAUUAAUAUACGCGGCUACUCUUCCGGCAUACUUUCUUCUUCCAACCUCAUAUCGACACCAAGCUACGGCUGCGCUCUUGUUUGCUUUUCCUGGGACUCUUAUUCGCUACAUACUCUCGACGUUACUUAACCCCCUUCUAACCACUUUUCCACUCGGAACAUUCGCCGCUAAUUCUACCGGGUCAGGCCUUCUCGCAGCCUUUCAUGUUAUCCAAUCUAUCGCUAGCAAGCCAAUAUCACCAAAUGGAUGUUCACUCCUUCAAGGUCUAGAUGACGGUUUCUGCGGAUGCUUAACGACGAUCAGCACAUUUGCUGUAGAAAUUCGUGGAUUGCAAGGAUGGGAACGACCCAGAUAUGUCUUAAUGAGCUGGGGAGCAGGGCAACUGUUAUUUCUGAUCAUCAUGGGACCUUCAUUAUUGUCAGGGAGCGUCAGAAAGCAACUGAUGUGCUCAUUCACCUAG